CGCAUUCAUCCCGAAUCACUUCACGAGACGAUCGCAAUGGCAGCAACGCACGCCCUCCUCUCCAUCCCCCCCGACCUCCGCCCCCACCUCUGGUGCAAAGCCGGCCUCAACUACCCCCCCCUCCCCCACCUCUCUCCCCUCACCGCCGCCCAAAUGCUCUCGCAAGCCCCAACCCUAAUACGCGACGCAACCUUCCAAUGGAACUGGAUCGAUCGCCCCAAACCCGGAUCAGGCUACCUAGUCUGGAUGCCACAAAUGCAGGAGCGAGUCCCGCCGAGUGAUGGAAUGCAGUGGUUGGGACCCGAGGUAUUGCAUGUGCAGGAGUUUGGGGGCGUGGAGGGUUUGGGGCAGGGUACCGUAUUGGAGUUUUACGAGAGUAAGUAUGGAUGGGAUCCAACUGAUCCGUCUGCCGCACCCGACGGCGCAACAACUACCACCCGCCGCCGGUAUCGGUUGGUGCGGGGUGGGAAUGAGCAGUUGUGGUUCAUACAUUAUGCGGCUGCUGCUGAGGAACGCGUUCUUGCUGAUAUACAAUCAUCGCGACCACUCCCGCCACGACGAUACCCACUCCCGAAUCUCGCACAAAGCCCACUGUUCCACCUCCACUCCGAGCCCGGUGCCGUGCCCGCAGCGCUAGCGAUGGGCCCACCACCAUCCCAGCAGCAGCCGCGAAAGAGGCAAAGACUCGACCCCCGCCAAGGAGGGCCGCGUGAAUGGCAAGCGAUGCAGGAAGACCUGAGCGAAGACGUAGAAGGCGACGACCUCGACACCCUCGAUCCCGUCGUCGUGGCACAAGCCCGCUACAUCCGCCGUCACGAAUGGAUGGAAGAAAUCUUCGGCUCCGUCUACCCCACCUCCCAAAUCCUCCGUCCCACGCCCACGCUCUCCGGAACCGACGAAGAAAAGGCAGCGCAAACACUGGCGGAGAAAAUCGCCGCGUUGCAGAGAGAGGUGGAGGAGAUGAAGGAGGCACAUGCGAAGACGUUGGAGACAUUUACGGGGAGUACGGAAAACUAUGCCGCCGCCACGAAAGCUCUGUCAUCUGUCAAGAAUUUGAACGACAUCGCCACCAUCCAAGCUGAGGUAGAGGGGAAGAUGGGGGUGCGGACGAUGGAGAGGCCGAAGGUUAGGGCGGUGUAUGUUGAGGUCAAGGCGACUGCUGCACCGCCCCCGCCGAGGGACGAACAACGGGUGAGUGAGGAGCCGACGGAGUCGCAGUUGGGGGUUGAGCCGGUGGUGGGGGAUGUUGGGAUGAAUGUUAUGGAGGAGGAUAUACUGAUGAGGGUUUAGUGAUAGGGAUAGCUAGUUGAAAGGCGUAUAAGUGCUUUUUUGGGUGUUUUGGUAUGACAUAUCGUACUGUCCUCAGUUGUAUUGAAGACUGACUCCAUUCCCAUACUCCUUCAACCGAUUGCGGACUGCGCGACGACGACUUUCAGAUAAGGUUCAUUCGAAUAUAUCCUACACCCACUUCUAUGCCUGCGCCUCCACAGCUCCCUCGUUCUUUAGCUUGAGCCACUCCUUGGGGAACUGC
Messenger RNA from Saitoella complicata NRRL Y-17804, 1531 nucleotides. RefSeq lists its product as uncharacterized. Bases 37 to 1290 code for a protein of 417 amino acids. NCBI's taxonomy places the organism in Eukaryota, Fungi, Ascomycota, Saitoellomycetes, Saitoellales, Saitoellaceae. Gene Ontology annotation, biological process: chromatin remodeling. The record is from RefSeq and is a predicted model, not a curated record. The transcript has a single exon.